UUACUCUGUUACCUCGUUACCCUGUUACGUUGUUACCUUGUUACUCUGUUACCUUGUUACCUUGUUACUCUGUUACCUUGUUACCCUGUUACGUUGUUACUUUGUUACGUUGUUACCUUGUUACCUGUUACCUUGUCACCCGUUGUUACGUUGUUACGUUGUUACUCUGUUACCUUGUUACUCUGUUACCUUGUUACCCUGUUACGUUGUUACCCUUGUUACCUGUUACCUUGUUACCUUGUUACCUUGUUACCCUUGUUACCUUGUUUCCUUGUUACCUUGUUACUCUGUUACCUUGUUACUCUGUUUCCUUGUUACCCUGUUACCUUGUUACCUUGUUUCUGUUACCUUGUUACCUUGAUACUAUGUAACCUUGUUACCUUGUUACUCUGUUACCUUGUUACUCUGUAACCUUGUUACCCUGUUACCUUGUUACCCUUGUUACUCUGUUACCUUGUUACCCUUGUUACUCUGUUUACCCUUGUUACUCUGUUUCCUUGUUACCUUGUUACCUUGUUACUCUGUUUCCUUGUUACCUUGUUACCUUGUUACCUUGUUACUCUGUUUCCUUGUUACCUUGUUACUCUGUUUCCUUGUUACCCAGUUACGUUGUUACUUUGUUACUCUGUUACCUUGUUACUAUGUUACCUUGUUACCUUGUUUCUCUGUUACCUUGUUACCUUGUUACUAUGUUACCUUGUUACCAUGUUACUAUGUUACCUUGUUACCCUGUUACGUUGUUACCUUGUUACUCUGUUACCUUGUUACCUUGAUACUAUGUUACCUUGUUACCUUGUUAGUCUUUUACCGUGUUACCUUCUUACUCUGUUACCUUGUUACCUUGUUACUCUGUUUCCUUGUUACCUGUUCCCCUGUUACCUUGUUACGCUGUUACCUUGUUAGUCUUUUACUGUGUUACCUUCUUACUCUGUUACCUUGUUACCUUGUUACUCUGUUCCUUGUUACUCUGUUACCUUGUUACUCUGUUACCUGUUACCCUGUUACCUUGUUACUUUGUUACCGUGUUACCUUGUUACUCUGUUUCCUUGU
Messenger RNA from Porites lobata, 1050 nucleotides. The record is from the annotation of a GenBank genome assembly. NCBI's taxonomy places the organism in Eukaryota, Metazoa, Cnidaria, Anthozoa, Scleractinia, Poritidae.